AUGAAUACAAUGGAAAAAACAACAAGACAAGAAACAAAUAGUAAUGAAAAUCAGCAACAAUAUAUCAAUAAAGCACAAGAUCAACUUGUUAAAACACAAACACAUCGUCGACAACCAAGAGAUUAUGGACGAAUUUUUCGUGAAUGGAAUACGCCUGCUAAAUGGUAUCAAGCAGCUCCAGGAGCUCGUUCGAUUUAUUUCUAUGAUCCACAGUAUCAAAGAAAUCUUCAACAACAAUCAAAAAUAAUAACAAGAAAUAAUUCUCCUGUACGUACACCAGUUUCAAUUCGCACUCGAUCAGCAUCACGUGAUAAACAUCCUACCGGUGACUAUACAAAAAGACAUGAAAAAUGA
Adineta steineri is the source of this 354-nucleotide messenger RNA. Lineage: Eukaryota; Metazoa; Rotifera; Eurotatoria; Adinetida; Adinetidae. The record is from the annotation of a GenBank genome assembly.